AUGGCGGAAGCGAAGCUUUUUGAACUCAAUAAUGGCACUAUGAAAGUCAACGUCUCCAAUUAUGGCUGCACCAUUACUUCCCUGUUGGUGCCAGACAAAGAUGGGAAAUUGGCUGAUGUUGUUCUGGGAUUUGACACACUUGAACCCUAUCUGAAAGGUGCUUCACCUUUUUUUGGCUGCAUUGUUGGCCGGGUAGCAAACAGGAUCAAAGAUGGGAAAUUUACACUCGACGGCAUUGAAUACUCUUUGCCAAUCAACAAGCCACCAAACAGUCUCCAUGGUGGACACAAGGGAUAUGACAAGGUUAUUUGGGAAGUUGCUGAGUAUAAACAAGGUGAAAAUCCAUCAAUUACCUUCAAGUAUCAUUCUCGUGAUGGUGAAGAAGGCUAUCCAGGUGAUGUCCACAUCACUGCAACUUAUACACUUGUGUCUAAGACGACCAUGAGGCUUGACAUGGAAGCAGUUCCAGUAAAUAAGCCGACACCUAUAAGUUUAGCUCAACACACCUAUUGGAACUUAGCAGGUCAUAAUUCAGGAAAUGUUCUUGAUCAUACAAUUCAGAUAUGGGCAAGGCAUAUAACUCCUGUGGAUCACAAUACUGUCCCAACCGGUGAAAUCAUGUCCAUCGAAGGAACUCCAUUCGACUUCACCACUGAGAAUAAAAUCAGUAGUCGUAUCCACGAGGUUGGACUGGGAUAUGACCAUAAUUAUGUGCUCAACUGUGGAGAUGAAAAGUUAGGGUUGAAGCAUGCAGCAAGAUUGAAGGAUCCGGCUAGCUCAAGGACUCUGAAUUUAUGGACCAAUGCUCCUGGUAUGCAGUUUUACACUGCAAAUUAUGUGAAUGGAAUCGCCGGUAAAGGUGAUGUUGUAUAUGGAAAACAAUCUGGGGUCUGUCUUGAGACACAAGGAUUUCCUAAUGCCAUCAACCAAUCAAAUUUUCCAUCUAUAGUUGUUCAACCAGGCGAGAAGUACAAACACAGCAUGCUGUACGAGUUCUCAGCCGAGUAG
This is a messenger RNA of Fraxinus pennsylvanica, 1008 nucleotides long. The record is from the annotation of a GenBank genome assembly. NCBI's taxonomy places the organism in Eukaryota, Viridiplantae, Streptophyta, Magnoliopsida, Lamiales, Oleaceae.